AGCAUAGCUAUAUAGCUAGCUAGCUACUCUAUGAAACCUGGAUUUGAGUGAAUAUUUAUUACGUUUAUUUUAUGUAUAUCGCUAUUAUUUUAUAAACGUAUCGAGUGUUUUUUUAAAUUAGUGUUUUUGUGCCCUAAUGUAUCAAGUUAUUAAGUUUAAGGAUAACUUGUUUCGUUGCAUGAGAUAAAGAUUGUGUUAAAUCAAACAUUUUUUUUUUGGUAUGGCUAAGUAUAACUUCUACUUUACCAACGUACAGUAAGAUUACCUUAUUUACUUCGUAUACGCUGUGUUUAAAGCGCGUAGAAAUUAUGAACGAGAACACUUAGCAUAAUUAAAAUAAUUUGUGACCCUAGUUUAUUAACAACAUUAUAAGUAGCUGUGCUUUAAAACAAUGGAAAAUAAAUAGAAAGAAUCAUGGGAGGGUGCCGGUGCUCUUACCGGAAUUGCUCUUUGAGAACGGAUGGCAAGACUCAUAUGUUCCACUACCCUGUGUUUGACAAAGUGCGCUGUCAUCAGUGGCUAACUAAUGCACACAAAUUAGAAUUCCUCAACUUGAAAGUUUCACAGCUCAAGAACAGAGUUGUGUGUCAGCAUCAUUUCAAAGAUGAAAACUUUAUGAACUUUAAGAAAGACAAACUAACAUUUGAUGCAGUGCCUACUGAAGAUGGACCUUACUGUGAUUCUAGUCACUUAAAUAAAUCAAAAGCUGAACAAGAUGACACAAAAGUGUUCAGCAUAUCACUUGAUGAUAUUGAAAAUGAAUAUUUGACUAUUGUUGACAAAAAAGCAAAUUUUUCCGUAAAAUAUGGAGAUUUUCUAACAAAUUGUGAUUUAAUGGAGUUAGAUGCUUUAAAUUCAUUAGCAGAGAUAAAUGAUAACAACAAAAUUAAUGUUAAGGGUCUGUGUGAAUUGGAUACCCAUCCAAGUGUACCAAAAGAAGUUAGAAAAGUAAGACGGACUAGAAGGAAAGAUGUAGGAAAUUCAAGCAAGAGCAUUUUGAAUGAUAACAACAACAGAAAAAAUGCAAAAAUUCAGGAUAUCUCAGUAACAGACAAUAUUAAUCCAAGUAAAGGAAGUGAAACACGACAAACAGAUGAUGACCAAAAUUCUGUUUCUGUUAAUGUAUCAGUUGUGCCAGUUGAAUUUCAAAGAAAACAAUUAAGUGAACAAAAUCAGCAAAAUGUUUGUCAGCCAAUUGAAUUAAAUAUUUUUGAUGAACCAAAACAUGUUCACCAGAAUGAGGUAAAUAUUUUCCAACCAAUUGUAGAACCAGCUUAUGAUAAAACAAAUGAUCAGAAUCAGGCAAAUAUAUAUCAGCCAAUUGAAGAACAAAUAUUUGAUCAAACAAAUAACCAUAAUCCACUUCAUACACAGCCAAUUGGAGCUCAAGUUCUUGAUGAAAUGACAUCGAAUAACCAGGGCGAAAAUAUGCAUCAACCAACUGAAAUAAAAUUUGUUCAUCAAACAACUCCAAAUAGGAGUAAUAACAGUGAAAAUAAGAAAAUUAAGAUUUUAUCUGUGAAAAAAAUAGCACCAGGUGGUGUAAAGCUAGAACCAAUAUCUCCUACUAAAGUUUUACCCCUCCCUGUUAAGAAGAAGUCUUUGAUUACAAAACCAAACAAAGAAAUUGUGCCAGCACAAAAAAUACCAGACAUUGAAAUAGACAAGGCAGACACUGCAAAUAGCAAUGUGGCUGUAGAAGCACCAAAGAGUUAUUCUCUUUUGAAAUCUAAAAGUGGAGUAGUAGAUAAUAGUUCCAAUGUGAAUACACAAAGCACUCCAAUCAUUAAAAAUAUUAUCCCACCAGAAAGAGUGGCAGCAAUUGCAGAAAAAAGGAAAUUUAAUAUGAAGCUCAGAGAUAUAAUAGAAGAUUGUUUAGAUAAAUUGGAUGAUAAUGAUAAGUCAGGUUAUGACGUAAGUAAAGAAGCUCACAAUAAGAGAAAAAUAGACAGUAAAAAGGGGCAAGUUUGUAAUUAUCUUGCUAGAGAUCCACAACUUCCUACUUUUCAAGAAUAUACUAUAGCUUACUUAGAAGCCAGAAUGAAGAAGAUGGAAAAUAAUUUACUCAAUAAAAUAGAAGAAAAUUCACAAAAAAUUGGUGAAUUAAAACAAACGCAUGGGCCAUCAGUUAGUAAAAAAUCUGUUCAUACUCAAACAUCAGUCAAUGAAGAGGUUCACAAAAAACAGCUUUAUCAAGAACUAUCCAAGUAUUUGAGCAAAGAAGCAAAUAGUUUAAUAUAUGAAGAACUUUUUAUAAAUAAAUAUAUUAAGGAUGUGCCUAAAUCAACUGCAAAACGGCGUAAGUGCAGAUGAUGAAUGGUCUGCAAAUAAAAUUAUGCAGUUGAUAAUUAUAUGCUUUUUAUUAAUUUAUAAAUAUAAUUUUAAUUACAGAAUGUUUUACAAAUAAUAAAUACUUUGAAUUUUAAGAAA
This is a messenger RNA of Helicoverpa zea (corn earworm), 2430 nucleotides long. RefSeq lists its product as uncharacterized. The record is from RefSeq and is a predicted model, not a curated record. The coding region runs from base 415 to 2313 and encodes 632 amino acids. The transcript is spliced from 3 exons. Lineage: Eukaryota; Metazoa; Arthropoda; Insecta; Lepidoptera; Noctuidae.